This is a messenger RNA of Cajanus cajan (pigeon pea), 913 nucleotides long. RefSeq names its product NAD(P)H dehydrogenase (quinone) FQR1. Lineage: Eukaryota; Viridiplantae; Streptophyta; Magnoliopsida; Fabales; Fabaceae. Gene Ontology annotation, cellular component: membrane. Gene Ontology annotation, molecular function: NAD(P)H dehydrogenase (quinone) activity; FMN binding. The record is from RefSeq and is a predicted model, not a curated record.
GCACAUUCCAAGACUUAAUUAAGCCCAUACACAACACAUUCAAAAACAGAAUAACCACAUCCAUCAUCAUCAUCAAUGGCAGUCCAAGUUUAUAUUGUGUACUACUCCAUGUAUGGCCAUGUGGAGAGACUAGCACAAGAAAUCAAGAAAGGAGCUGAUUCUGUGGAAGGUGUUGAGGCCAAACUGUGGCAGGUACCUGAGACAUUGGCAGAUGUGGUGCUUGGUAAAAUGAGUGCACCACCAAAGAGUGAUGUUCCAAUCAUUACACCCAAUGAGCUCUCUGAGGCUGAUGGUUUUGUCUUUGGCUUCCCAACAAGAUUUGGAAUGAUGGCUGCACAGUUCAAAGCUUUUCUAGAUGCCACUGGUGGUUUGUGGAAAACACAACAACUUGCAGGCAAACCUGCUGGAAUCUUCUACAGCACCAGCUCCCAAGGUGGUGGACAAGAGACCACAGCGCUAACUGCUAUAACUCAGCUGGUUCAUCAUGGAAUGUUAUUUGUCCCAAUUGGAUACACAUUCGGUGCUGGAAUGUUUGAGAUGGAGGAACUCAAAGGUGGAAGUCCAUAUGGAUCAGGAACUUAUGCUGGUGAUGGUUCGAGACAACCAACUAAGCUUGAGCUGGAGCAAGCAUUCCACCAAGGAAUGUAUAUUGCUACCAUCACAAAGAAGCUCAAGGAAUCUGCAUAAUGUUAAGUUGAGUCAAUAAAGAUCCACAGUCAAAGGAUGCUUCAAAAUCGUUUAUUAUUGUUUAUUCCUGGAAUGUGUUGAUUUCUGUUUUUUAGUGCUUGCAUGAUAUAGUUUUUUUAUUUUUCGAAAAGAAAGUAAUUUGUAUUGAGUUCUAUUUUUAUGUUACACAGGGCAGUAGUUACUGAAAUUUGUUGAAUAAAGGAAGUAUGUUUUGUCUUGUCCUUAA